This is a messenger RNA of Daldinia childiae, 1638 nucleotides long. RefSeq names its product Quinidine resistance protein 2. Lineage: Eukaryota; Fungi; Ascomycota; Sordariomycetes; Xylariales; Hypoxylaceae. The transcript has a single exon. Bases 1 to 1638 code for a protein of 545 amino acids. Gene Ontology annotation, molecular function: transmembrane transporter activity. The record is from RefSeq and is a predicted model, not a curated record. Gene Ontology annotation, cellular component: membrane. Gene Ontology annotation, biological process: transmembrane transport.
AUGGAAGAGAAAACAACAACAGUAGUUGUCGAGAAAGAUGUUUCGGCGGUGGUGCCUCGUGACCUACCAGAGAACCCCAAGAGGCCCAGCGAGAUAAGCGGCGACACUAUCAUUACCGUUACCGACGACGAUGCUGUGCCCAAGGAGUCAGCGGACACUCCGCCGGUCGAGGAGAUCCCGCCCCGGUUCACGGUAUACAAGCCGUGGCAGAAGCGGUUGAUCGUCCUGAGCGCCGCCUUCAGCGCCCUAUUCGCUUCCUGGACGGCUCAGAUUUAUUUGCCUGCGCUGAAUAUCGCAGCCGCCGACUUGCAUGUCUCUACCACACGGAUCAAUCUCACAGUCACCAGCUACAUGAUUCUGCAGGGCGUUACGCCUAUCUUUAUCGGCGGGUUUGCCGAUUCCGCGGGCCGUCGGCCGGCUUACCUGGCGUGUUUUGUGCUCUACAUCGUUGCCAAUGUAGGCCUUGUUAAGUCCGAUAGUUACGGGAGUCUCCUGGGCCUCCGUUGUUUCCAGUCUGCUACUAUAUCCGCCACGCAGGCUCUAUGCCAGGGCGUCGUAGCGGAUAUCGCAACCAGCGCGGAGCGUGGCCAGUACACGGCUUUCAUCGCGGUGCCAGUCACGCUGGGGCCGAGUCUAGGGCCCGUCAUCGGCGGUGCUAUCGCGCAGUAUCUAGGGUGGCGGAGUAUCUUCUGGUUCUUGGCUAUAUGUGGCCUAGUCAACCUCCUAAUCCUGAUCUUCUUCUUCCCGGAGACGUGCCGUACGGUCGUAGGCGAUGGCUCUAUCCUGCCGCGGAAACGUAACCAGACGGUAAUGCAGCUGAUCCGGAACUUGAAGAGGAAAAAGGUUGCUUCCGAUACCGAGAGUAAUACUGCAACCAUUACUGAGACGACCGAACCCCUUCCUAAGAAGAACUUUGCCUGGUCCAGGUUCCUAACAUCUCUUGUUCUCCUCUGCGAGAAGGAGCUUAGUCUACUCUUCUUAUAUGGUGGUUUCAUAUUCGCGGGUGUCUAUGCUGUAGCAACCGCCGUUCCAACCCUAAUCUCUGAGAUAUACGGCUUCGAUGGCUUCAAAGUCGGUCUGAUAUACCUACCCAUGGCCGUCGGAUCUAUAUUUUCCGUCGCAUUCGUCGGGAAGGGAAUGAACUGGAAUUAUCGGCGACACGCGCGAAAGUUGGGAAUAGAAGUAGAUCGGACCCGUCAGAUGGAUUUAUUAGAUUUCCCUAUCGAACGGGCACGGAUCGAGGUCGCCAUCCCGCCGCUCAUCCUAAGCAUGAUCAUCAUCGCGGCUUGGGGAUGGACCCUGGAAAAUGAAGUUUCGAUAGCUGUCGUAUGCGUGCUGGUCUUCCUCCUCGGGCUAGGUCUUGUCAGUGUCACGAGUGUCUUCAGUGCGCUCAUCGCAGAUAUCCGGCCGGGGAAGACGGGUGCUGCGAGUGCAGCAAAUAACAUCAUCAAGUUCCUCUUAGGUGCUGCCAUGGCGGCGGCUAUCGACCCGCUUAUUAGGGCUGUCGGGCCGGGUAAGGCUUACACCAUCAUCGCGUUUCUUUACUUGUUGUUGUCGCCUUGUCUGUACUUUGUCGUGAAAAGGGGCAUGCGAUGGCGAAAGGAGUUACGAGAAAAGGAGGGCGAGGAUACAGGAUAA